AUGGCAGAUCUGAUAAGCAGUCUCCGUGACGAAAUAAUUUGUUAUAUUCUUUCUUUUCUCAAAUCCCGUGAAGUUGUUGCAACCAGUGUUCUCUCCAAGCGCUGGAAUCUUCUGUGGCGUUCAGUCCCCUCUUUGGAUUUCGACACUGACGAAUAUUUUUCCCUUCUCAAACGCAAAAAGGAUAUCCAUACGUUUUAUAGCUCGGUGUGUUCUUUCUUGGCUGGUCGUGGAGAUCAACCCUUGUAUAGAUUUCGUCUCAGAUGUUACUUUUCCAUGUAUAUUUUGAAAAGUAUCAGGACUCGGAUUCAGAAUGCAGUGAGUGAAAGUGAUACAGUUCAAAUCCUCGACCUCCAGUGCGAUCCGGACAUUGUCAUUCCAUCUGUGGUGUUUAGCUUUAGAACUCUUGUAACUCUCAAGUUGGAGUACAUAACAGUGGAAGAUAUUUCCUUUGUUGAUUUGCCCUUGCUUAAGAUCUUGCAUCUAGAUUCUAUUAAUUCCCCAAUAGAAAUUGAUCUUUCACAGCUUCUUUCUGGGUGUCCUAAUCUUGAGGACUUAAAAGUCAUAAACGUGAGUCAUUUGGCUUGUGAUACUAAAGGAAAGUUUAUCAGAUUGCCCAAAUUGGUUAGAGCAAGCAUCGGAAAAUUCUUACUUCCAUUGGAAAUAUUUAAGGAAGUUGUGGUAUUGAAAUUCCAUCGGAUAUUUCAACCACACCUGGACCUGAAUUUUGACUUUCACAAUUUAGUUCAACUUCAAUUGAUUGUGAUCCUGGAUUGGCUUCUGGUCUUGAAAGUGCUCAAUCAUUGUCCCAAGCUUCAAAGUCUUGUCAUUGACAUUUCUAAGAAACAUGGUCGUUGUUAUGAAGAAGAUGUUUGGCCAUACCCACAAACUGUUCCUACAUGCAUUUCAUCACACCUUAAAAUCUGCCGUCUAAAAUAUUACAGUGGAUCUAAAGAUGAGUUUCACUUUGCAAGAUAUAUAUUGGAGAAUGCAAAAUAUCUACAGACCAUGAAAUUCAACACUCUUGAGGAAGAAAUUAAUGAUAUGAAAAGAGAAUUAUCUUCCUGCAUGAAGAUAUCAGAUACUU
This is a messenger RNA of Vigna umbellata (rice bean), 1084 nucleotides long. RefSeq names its product F-box/FBD/LRR-repeat protein At4g26340-like. The record is from RefSeq and is a predicted model, not a curated record. Gene Ontology annotation, molecular function: protein binding. NCBI's taxonomy places the organism in Eukaryota, Viridiplantae, Streptophyta, Magnoliopsida, Fabales, Fabaceae.